This is a messenger RNA of Schizophyllum commune H4-8, 639 nucleotides long. RefSeq lists its product as uncharacterized. Lineage: Eukaryota; Fungi; Basidiomycota; Agaricomycetes; Agaricales; Schizophyllaceae. The transcript is spliced from 2 exons. The record is from RefSeq and is a predicted model, not a curated record. Bases 337 to 630 code for a protein of 97 amino acids.
CGAGGCUUCAACGACCCCGUCGCAGUCCGCCAGCGCCUCUACUGACGAGCAACCUCCCUCUGCUCCUCCUUUACGCUGCUGCACGACUAUCACGACUGCGACGAUGGACGCCUUCUACACGAUUCUCUCUGUCUUGAACCUUACGGGGACGUCCCAGGAGGAGGACUGGGACUUGGAAUUCCCUGCCGACUACGAGGGCAACUCGACGACUGGGAACAAUGGGUCCAGCGGGACGGGCAUGUACUGCGUUGUCGCAUGACCGCAGACAUCCCCGCCGCCCCACCUUCGACAUUCACAGGCCUAUGAGCCUCUCUCAACUUACUCUAUCGCGCGUUGAUGCCACCCCGCGCAGCGCACUGCCGCAAAAUUCGAGGCCGCACGCCUACGUGCCGCCGCUUUCGACUAUGCUCUCCUAUGCUUACCUUACUCGUAUGCGCUCCGCCCCCGACCAGUGGUAACGCCGCUGCUCACUGGGCGUCGAGGAUUUACUCUUGCUUUACCAUAUCAGGAUUUAGGCCACUGUUCUACCGUAUCCGCCACGUCAUUCCUUCCCGCACCGCCGCCUUCGACCUUCUUCGCGGUGCUUGGAUGCUACUUUCGUAUAUCAUUCGACCCAUUGUUAUAGCGUGAUCAUUCCGC